This is a messenger RNA of Mya arenaria, 1194 nucleotides long. Its product is annotated as BTB/POZ domain-containing protein 6-like. The record is from RefSeq and is a predicted model, not a curated record. NCBI's taxonomy places the organism in Eukaryota, Metazoa, Mollusca, Bivalvia, Myida, Myidae. Gene Ontology annotation, cellular component: cytosol. The annotation marks the transcript as partial. Gene Ontology annotation, biological process: neurogenesis. The transcript is spliced from 2 exons. Gene Ontology annotation, molecular function: protein binding.
CAUAUGCUAGAUGAUGACUUAUUAUGUGACAUCACAUUUGUGGCGGGGGGAGACAAACAGGAAGUGAGGUGUCACCGGUUCAUGCUAGCAAGCCGCUCACCGGUGUUCUUUACCAUGUUCUGUGGCUCACUCCCGGAAGCCGCCGUCGUGGAAAUAGCGGAUGUGGAUGCUGACGUACUAAGAAUGGUCAUCAGGUUUAUUUAUACAAGAGAAAUAAAGCUCAUGCCCGAUUCUGUCAUGGCCACAAUGUAUGCCGCCAAGAAAUAUGACAUACAGCCAUUGGUGAACCUGUGUAAGACGUUUCUUAGAAAGAACAUUGCUGUUGAUAAUGUCUGUAUCAUCCUUGAACAAGCUUUAAUGUUCGAGGAAACAAACUUGAUACAGCUAUGUCUGUCCUUCAUAUCAAAAAACGUAAACCGAGUUUUCUAUUCGGACACAUUCUUAAGCAUGUCUUCGGAAGCUCUAAAGCUGGUUCUUGAGAAAUUACAAGAGACGACAAAACUACCAGCCGAGCAGGUGUACGCCUUUUGCAAGAGAUGGGCAGAACAUGCGUGUUAUACUCUAAAAAAAGAGAUGACUGACCAGGCUCUUAGACAAACUCUUGGUGAUCUUAUAUUUCUGGUUGAUUUUGAAAGUAUGACAUUUGAAUCGUUUAUGGACAACGUUGGUCAGGAUAACAUUUUGUCCGACGAAGAAAAGGUCAAGUGCCUGACAGUCAUAAGAAAGCGGCAGAAGAAAGAAGGAAAUUCCAGACUUGUAUUUAUUGAAAGAAGUAAUGAGUUUAAACGUUGUGAUAGGGAAAACCACAACGGAGUAAGCUUUAGAACUUCAAAAGAGGUGAUGCUUUCUAUAAUAAAUGUCUACCUGCCUAUUCGAAAAUGUAAAUUAAGUGACCGGUUGGAAGUCCUAGAGGAGCAGACUGUCGUGCUCACUCAGAAUCUUAUCUGUAACGAAACGUACAAAUGCAUUCAUCUUGUCAAUGAAGUUAGCAUUCACCCUGGUGUUAUAUAUUCUAUGCGCCUGAGGCUAACCGGUGGAUGCACCGCUAACAUGUACUUCGAAAAUAUAUACCAAGAGACGAAGGAGGAUAAUGGUGUUGAGGUAGAGCUUAUGGGGAUCUGUGUCGAUAACUCAGAUAAUGAAAUCGAUCUAAAUGGUGCUCAGUUAUUGGGUCUUACUUUCAACACAAUUUAA